Molecule: messenger RNA, 18839 nt
Organism: Lytechinus pictus (painted urchin)
Lineage: Eukaryota; Metazoa; Echinodermata; Echinoidea; Temnopleuroida; Toxopneustidae
Product: putative nuclease HARBI1
Exons: 3
Coding region: 2932-3444 (170 amino acids)
Source: RefSeq, a predicted model, not a curated record
UUUAUGAAACAUAAUGUGCUCAGGGCCUAUUUGUUCAUUAUUCCUGGUACUAGCAUUGUCUGUUUAACGAGAUAUACAUGUACAAUCAUGUUGUACUAAAACGUCCUGUUUUCAAGUCAAUAUGCACCAAAUAUAUAUCAUCGCACUUCAAGUUAUUAUUGUUUUAUGUAGUGACAUAUGCUUCUUUACAUGACUACUUAAAGUGAUAGCCCCAUUUUAAGGUCUGUUUAUAAAAAAAAUCCUUGUUCGUGUUCGUGCUUACGUUCGAAUUAGUGGAUUGAUGAGAUUUGUCUGCUCUUCAUGAAUUCCCUGAAAUCGGUCCUUAAAAUGUCUCUUUUUCUAAUGUAAAUAUCAAAAAUUUUCAGCUCGCGCUUCGCGCUCGCAUCAUUUGUUUAGUGAAAUACGUAUGGUCAUAGUAGAUUCCUACAAACAAGCCUUAGAAUGCCCCUCUUCAGAUCUGAAUUUCCUAUAUUUUCAGCUCGCACUUUGCGCUACUGAGAUGCGUAUGAUAAUCAUGAUUACUAUGACUACAAAAAGCUCUUCAUGUGUUUGAAUGUGAUUCUAACAAAAUCAGCAAUCGCUUGGCACUCGCAUUGGAUGACUAUGGUGAGAUAUGUAUACUCUUAAUGGAUUAAAAAAAAGAAAUAGUCCUUAAAAUGUCCCUGUUUGGGGUCAAUAUACACAAAAAUUUUCAGCUCGCGCUUCGCGCUCGCAUCAUUUUGUACGUGAAGUACGUAUGGUCUUCAUAAAUUCCUACAAACAAGCCUUAGAAUGCUUCUCUUCAGGUCUGAAUUUCCUAAAUUUUUAGCUCGCGCUUUGCGCUUGCAAUAUUUGAUUAGUUAGAUGCGUAUUCUAAUCAUGAUUACAAUGACUACAAAAGGUGUUUCAUGUUUUCUAACAAAAUCAGCAAGCGCUUGGCACUCAAAUUAGAUGAGUAUGGUGAGAUAUGUAUUCUCUUAUUUGAUUUCUAAAAGAUAAUCCUUAAACUGUCUCUGUUUGGGGUCAAUAAAUACAAAAAUUUCAGCUCGCGCUUCGCGCUCGCAUUGUUUGUUUAGCGAGACAGAUACGUAUUUUUUUUUUUGUUUAAAUAGCUUAUUUUGACCCUUUUUAGGUAUGAAUUUCAAAAAUUUUCAGCUCGCGCUUCGCGCUCGCAUCAUUUGAUCAAUGAGAUACAUUACAUAUCCGUUUAAUGGCACAGUCCUUAAAAUGUCUCUAUAUAAGGUCAAUAGGCCUAUAGCUGGUAAUUGAGCGCGCUUUGCGCGCUCACUGAGCGACUCAAAUGUUUUGCUGGUGCCCCCCCAAUGCCGUGACCCACGGUACGCCACUGAUCAGAACAAUGUGCAUGCAUUGACGCCUGUGAUUUUAUGGAGGGCAAGAAACAUAAGGAGAUAAAGAGAAAACUCCUGAGGAUAUACAUUUUCAAAAUAUUAAGAGGGCGCUAUCUCUAUAGGCAAUGGUCACUGAUGCGUAAAAAAGACAUUUGGCAUAUGACGGAUGAUGCCAUUAGGAAACCCUAAAAAAGUGAUACCAAUAUAAAUGGAAACAAGGAAGUGAUGGCCAUUUUACUGUUUUCCAACUUUUUAAUAGAGAGCGCUUUUUCUUAAAGGUAAUGAUCACUGAUGUGUGUAAAAAAAACAUAUGGAUUAUAAGGGAUGGUGCCAUAAGCAUACCCUGCAAAUUAGAGACCGAAAUAAAUGAAAACAAGGAACUUAUGGCCAUUUUAAUAUUUCUUUAGUUUGCAAUAGAGGGCGCUAUUUUUUAAAGAUAAUGGUCAUUGAUGUGUAAAAAAAAGAAAAACAGUUGAAUUUUGGACUAUCAUAAGUCAACCCUGAAAAUAUGAAACUGAAUGAAAUGAAAACAAGUAAGUGAUGGCCAUUUUUCUAUUUUCCCACUUUGCAAUAGAGGGCGCUAUUUCUAAAGGUAAUGGUCACUGAUGCGUAAAAACAGAUGAAUAAGGAGGCAUGUUACCAUUAGCAAACCCUGAAAAAUAUCAGACCAAAAUGAAUAAAAACAAGGAAGUUACGGCCAUUUUACGAUUUUCCUACUUUGCAUUUCAAUAAAUAUGAAUAUGUUUUAAUGUAGACUAUUUCGGAUUUGAAUUUAGGGCAUGAAGACGGCAUUUUGAAGGGCAAGUCAUAUUUUUAUAUAAAGAGCAACUCUUAAACAAUCUACAGCAAAUUGUUAGAAGUGUGUAGCAUGCAGAAUAAGAGAGUAAGGACGGGUUUAGGAAUAGUAUGCAAAUGGACUUGAAAUUUACAAAAUGGCACCUGGAUGGUCAUGCAUUGCCCCUGUCCGUCCGCCCCUCCCCCCCCCCCCACUUGGUUUUCGCGCAAUAAGUAACAAAAUAUGUAAUGGAAAAAAAAAAAUGGUGUGAAGGUAUAGGACACCAAAAUACAGGCUCAGUUCGAAUUCGGAGUUCGCAGGUCAAAGGUCACAGCUCAUUAGAUAUGCGAGUUGGUUUCCACAUGAUUAUCAUAAGUUCCAAAUGAAUAUUUAGAAAUGUUUUUUUAUUUGAAUCAUGUUCAUGUGAAUUAUCACACAUAGACAUAUACUAUGUGUAAUAUGUAUGGAAAAUACGAUGUAUGUUGCGCGCCAUGUUAUAUAGUGGUACACUUUGGGGGUACCGUACCAAAUUUUUCGAACUUUUAUCAAUAGAUGUGCAAAAACAUCAAGGUAAAAAGUCAUAAAAGCACGGGGCAGAAAAUAAACAUUAUUCAAUAGCUGUUUUUGAAGUCAGUACUGCUGCUAUAUCGAAUCACCUAAUGAUGGCGACACUGCAAAAGGCCUUCCACUUGUUAAUAUGAAUUGCAGAAAAUGGUCUGAUAUUUGUAAAAGAUGAAUAUUUUUAUGAAAUAUGUGCUUAACUUUUUUGUAAUCAGAAGUAUCAUCUGCAUGUGCUUCAAUGAUAUGUUUUGAACUUACCUCGAAACAAUGACCUAUCAACCAUAUGGUUUGUUUGAUUUUACAGGAUCAUUUCAAAAGAUGCAUGGUGAUGAGGCAACAAUAUCACAGUCAUCAAUGUGUCGAAUCAUCAAAGAUGCGUCGGAAGCUAUAGCAACAAGGAAGAGGCAAUAUAUGAGGUUUCCUUCGACAAGAGAAGAAGUUGAUGCAACUCAGCGACAGUUCUACCAGUAUUGUAGAUUUCCAGGAGUGAUAGGUGCAAUUGAUGGGACACAUGUCAACAUCAGGAGCCCUGAUGGGGAUCAGGCAAUAUACUUCCUCAACAGGAAGAAUAGAUACUCGAUCAAUGUACAGGUUGUUUGUGAUCAGGCUGGGAAAAUAACAAUCAUCGUUGCCAGAUGGCCUGGCAGCACACAUGAUUCCCGUAUUUUCCCGGAGUGCACACUGAAGGAGCAGCUAGAGGCAAGAGCUGAUGGUUCUGAGUGGCUACUUGGAGAUAGUGGGUAUAUGGAUUUUCAUUUUUGUCUCGCCCACAAGAGGUGAAGGCGAGACUAAGGGAUCCAAACGUUGUCCGUCACAAAAAUUUUGACACACAUCUCCGUAAUCGUAAGUCACAUUUCAACUAAACUUGGAUGGUAGUUGUACUUGGGGGACCUGCAUGUUAUGCUGCAGUCGGAGGUCACAUGGUAAGGUCAAAGGUCAGUUUCAGGUCAACGUUAAAGUUUACAUGCAAGACUCUCUUAUGACACCUAACUCCGCAACCGUAAGUCACUUUUCAACCAAACUUGGAUGGUAGAUGUACUUAGGCGACCUGCAUGUUAUGCUGCAGUCGGAGGUCACAUGGUAAGGUCAAAGGUCAUUUUCAGGUCAACAUAAAAGUUUAUGUGCAAGGCUCUUAUGACAAGUGUUAUUCUAUCCCAGUCAUUUCACAAUGAAGUUUCAAUACAAUUAUGUUGUGUGCCCUCGCAAAUCACGAUAUUUUUGGUUAUUUUCAUGAGUGGGCGAGACACAAUCGCUUCUGCCAUGUUUUAUUCUAAAAAUAGUAAACAUAGUAUGAAAAACAAUUAUUGAAAAAAGCUGGCCCGAUUUGUCCAGGUCAGAAAAGGGCAACACAAUUUUUGUUCAGGCCUUAAGUGAAUGCAUUCAUACAAUUUGGGAGUACAUGUUUAAAUAGCAAAUCAGCGUUCCUAUUGUUAGGUAUCUACUGAUUAAAAAAUAUCUUUUAAAAAUUUAUGAAUUUUGUAAACUUGUUUUUUUACGGAAAUGUGUAAAUUUACAUGGUAAUUUUGUAAAAGUACGGUAUUUUUACGAAAAAGGAAUUCGUAAAAUUACGGAUUAAAAAAAAAUUCCUGCAGCAAAAUUUCCGGACGAAUUUUUUCCCCGUUAAUUAUUUAUACGGGAUCUUGUUAAUUUUCGUAUAAAUAAUGGGAAAAAAUUCAUCCAUUAAUAAUUUAUACGGAGUCAUGUUAGUUAACAUAAAUUUUCAGUAAAAUUUCGUAAAUAAAAUCCGUAUUUUACAUGGGAAUUUUGUAAAAGUACGGUAAUUUUACGGAAUAGGAAUCAGUAAAGUUACGAAUGAAAAAAAAAAAAUCCGGCAGCUAAAUUUCCGAACAAUUUUUUUUUUCCUGUUAAUUAUUUAUACGGAAUCAUGUUAAUUCACGUAAAUUUUCUGUAAAAUUUCUGUAAAUAAAAUCUGUAUUUUACAUGGGAAUUUUGUAAAAGUACAGUAAUUUUACGGAAAAGGAAUUCGUAAAAUUACAGACAAAAAAAAUUAAUUCCGGUAGCAAAAUUUCUGGACAAAUUUUUUUUUCCGUUAAUUAUUUAUACGGAAUCAUGUUAAUUUAUGUAAAUUUUCUGUAAAGUUUCCGUAAAUAAAGUCCGUAUUUUCAAGAAUUGUCAUUUACGGAAUCUUGUAUAUUUUACAGAAAUUUUUCAUAAAUUACCACUUUCUGUAAAUUUACGGGAAAAAAAGUCCGGAAAUUUUGCUGCCGGACUUUUUCCGUUAAAAAACACUCAUUUUUUUAACAGUGUAACAACAAUACAAGAGAGAAGCAAAGUAGGAAGGCACUCUCCAUGUUUACAAUAAAUCGUUAUUGAUGUUAGGGCUGAAAACAAACAUGACAAAAGACGGGAAUAAGAGUAUCAGCGAAAGGUUCAACUCUUGCUCGACCAUCCCCUAAAAUCCCCAAACAGAAACGUAGAAACGAGAGAAAGAUAUAAGGAAAUCAAACAAGUAUAAACCUGAAAUUUUCAUCAAAAUCAGGUGUAAAUAAGAAAGUAAUGACAUGUAUUGUUUUAAUAAUCAUGCAAAUCUUAGGAGCGCAUGAACGACACAACGAUACGUCUGUGUUUUAUAAUUAUGAAUUAUUUAAAUAUGUUCAAAGUGACAUAUUCGAUUUGAUUCCAUUGAACAUAUUCCGUAAGCGGGAUGCCCCCAUCCUACGAAAAAGCCUGGAUCUCGCCCUUUUUCUAUCUCUUUUCUCCUUCUCUCGUUUUUAUUUUCCGUCUCUUAUUUUUAUUUCCCCAUCCUGUCACCCCCUACCCCUCAGUCACUUCUUCCUAUCUUUUCUUUCUCUCUCUUUAUUUUCUUAAUUUUGCCUGAUCCUUCUAUUGUUCUUUCUUACCCUUCUAUUCUCGUUCUCAUCCGUUACCUUGUGCUUCCAUAUCUUUGUAAUUAUUCAUCCUUCUUAUUCGACCACCUCAAUCUACCUCUUUUCCUUUUCUUUGAUCCUCCUUUUCUCGAUCCCCGUUCUUAUCAUUGUCAAUCACCACCAUCUUUAUCAUAAUUUUUGUUUACGUUUUCUCUUUCGCUCACUCAAUAUUCCUCAUCUCAUAAGUACCUCCACCAUCCAGCCUUUUCUUAAUCUGUCCCCACUCGGAGGAAAGGGAAUUCCUUUUCAUAUUUCUCACAUCAAAAUUCCUUUUGCUUGUGGGAUCAGAACAAAAAUACAUUUCUGUGCAAUCGUACUAUAAAAGCAAAACUACGAACUCUGAAUAGCACCAAAGGUCCAAAAUAACGUUUUAAAGGAUUGUUUUGAUAUUAUCGUUGAUUAUCGAAAUAUUGGCGUUGCGUUGUCAUGGUACACGCAAAGGAUUAUGGGAUACUAGCUUGUGCGGGCGCGCGCACUCGGACGUGUGUCCGCUCCUAACCCGUACAUGUGCAUAUCUAUGGACGAGCUUCUCAGAAAUUUCAAAUCGGAAGCUUGUGAUUUUUUGGAACAAUAAUGUUAUUUGGUCAUCUGCGGAAGAACUCCAGCACGUUUCUAGCUCGAAUCAGUUAGAAGUAAUGGGUAAAUACUUAACUGACAAUAAUUUAUUUUUGUGGGCCAUACAUGAAGAGUUUAGUUGCAAAAGGGGUUAGGUCCACUUUGGACCAUUCCGAGAAAAAAAACAUGUUUUUUAUUCUCUCACUUAUUGCAAUAUUCUUAUGAGAAACUAAAUUGUCAUGAUGUACUACAUCAAAUUUGGUAUAAAAGAAAUCUACCUGUCUUAUUUUUUUUCUAUACAUUAAAAAAAAAUUGCCAUUAAGGGAACCUAACCCUUUUGCAAGCAAACUCAAAUGAAUCUAUUGAUUAAAAAAGUGAUUUUUUCUAAGCCACUUUUAUUCACGUUUUCAUUUGAAUUUCAAAUUUUCUUUGGUAUCAUCAGAGAGACUAACAAUUUAGAGGUUUAGAGACAGAAAACAAUAAAAUUUGUGGAAAAUGGACCUAACCCUUUUUGACAAAUGAGUUAUUCAGAUAGUAGAGCGGAUUAGCCGAACAAUUGUGCAAAUUUUGACUAAAGCAUGAAACUUUCACAAGUAUAAGUAUAUGCCCUAAGAUUUAUUUUAAAGAUGGGAGGUAAAUUUUAAAAUGCCAUUUUCGGCCGUUGCCAUGGCAACGGAUUAAUUUCUCAAAAAUGACAUACAUUCCCAUGUAAAUGGUAAAUAAACAUGAUAUAGAUGACCAAAAUGAUAAUUUUUAAGCUCCCAAAUGAAUAUAUAUAAAAUUUAGAAACAUUCAAAAUUAACAAGAUAGUUCCAAUUGGUCCGUUGCCAUGGCAACGACUUGUUUUUCCCCAGAAAAAUAAAAAAACUGAUUAAAAAAACGUUGUAGAAUAGGAUUUAUCUUUAAUUUUCCCUAAUUUUACAGUGUUGAACAAUGAUAUUUUGGUUGCUCAAUGUAUAAACUACAUCUCAAGCCGUUGCCAUGGCAACCAAAUAACAUCAAUUUACACAAAUUAAAUGGUUAACAAGACAAUGGACAGGUGGAAAAUACAACUGGAAAUGACUUAAUCUGUAUGCUUAAGUUUUGACCCCCUCAUUUGAACAAAAAAAUACAGAAAGUGUUCUGCAGGAGUUCUUUAUAAAGAUAAAACAUUAUGUUGCCUUGGUAAUGCUUGAAUUAAAUUUUAAAAACAAAUGUUGCAAAGAUCCCGUUGCCAUGGCAACAGCAUAUUUCCCUCUAGAAAGGUAAAAAUAUUGAUAAAAAUGUAGAAUACGAUCAUCAUUCCAUUUUCAAUAUUUUUAAGGAACUAAUAAAAAUAUAUGUUUGUGACUGCAUUUAUAAAUAUAACAUCUUAAGCCAUUGCCAUGGCAACCAAAUAACAUCUAAUUAAAAAAAAUCAAUGACAGGGAUGACAGGGUUAUGGAUAGGUGAAAAAUCCAAUGAAAAUAACUUUUAUGCAUAAGUUUUGACCUACUCAAUUAAUUUAGGGGAAACAGUAUACAGUGAGUGUUCUUCAUGAACUAAUUAGAAUGAUAAACAUUGAUGUUACCUUAGUAACACUUGAAUUCAACGAUAAAUAUCAAUGUUGCAAAUGACCUGUUGCCAUAGCAACGGCUCAUUUACGCAAAAAAGUUCUAGUUUUGAUUAGAAAAAGGACUUUGGACUCUGAUUUUUCUUUCAUUUCCCCUAAUUUAAUGGUAAGAAUUGAUAUGUUUGCUGUUAACAUACAAACAAUAUCUGAAGCCAUUGUCAUGGCAACCAAAUUAAUCUAAUUUGAAAAAAAAAAUAACAUGGUUGACAACACAAUGGACAGGUGGAAAAUACAAUUAGAAUUGACUUAAUCUGUAUGCUUAACUUUUGACCCCCUCAUUUGAACAAAAAGUACUUAAAAUGUUCUGCAGGAGUUCUUUAAAAAGAUAUGAACUUAUGUUGCCUUGGUAACACUUGGAUUAAAUUCUUUUUAAAAUGUUACAAAGGGCUCGUUGCCAUGGCAACAGCUUAUUUCCCUCUAGAAAGGUAAAAAUAUUGAAUUAGAAUUUAGACAUGUAUGAUCAUCUUUCCAUUUUCAAUAAUUUUAAGGUACUAAUCGAGAUAUAUAUGUGACUAAAUUUAUAAAUAUAACAUCUUAAGCCAUUGCCAUGGCAACCAGAUAACAUCUAAUUAAAAAAACAACAUGGAUGACAAGGAUAUGGACAGGUGAAAAAUACAAUGAAAAUUCACUUGAUGUGCAUCACUGUAUGCAUCAGGAUUGACCUCAAUUAAUCUAGGGGAAACAAUACAAUGAGUGUUCUACAUGAACUAUUUAUCAUUCUUAGAAUGAUAAACAUUGAAGUUGCCUUGGUAAUAAUUGAAUUCGAUAAACAUCAACGUUGCAAAUGACCUGUUGCCAUAGCAACUACUCAUUUCCCCAAGAAAAGUAACAGUUUUGAUCAGAAAAUCUGUACAAUCUGAUUUUUUCCUUUCAUUUCCCCUAAUUUUAGGGUAAGAAUGGAUAUGUUUCCUGUUAACAUUCAAAUUAUAGCUUAAGCUAUUGUCAUGGCAACCAAAUAACAUCUAAUUUGAAAAAAAUAACAUGGUUGACAUGAUAAUGGACAGGUGGAAAAUGCAAUCCAUUAACUCAAGGUUUGACCCAGUCAAUUAAUUUUGAACAAAGAUUACAGUGGUUCGCAUUAGUUCAUUAGAAUGAUAAAAUUUGAGGUUGCCUUGGUAAUGCUUGAACUUAAUGAUAAAUAUCACUGUUACAUAUAGCCCGUUGCCAUGGCAAUGACUCCUUUUUUCCCGAAUAAAGUACCAAAUUUGAUAGAAAAACAGUUUAGAAUCUGCAUUUUGUCAUAAAUUUCCCCUAAUUUUAGAGUGCAAAGCAUUAUGUUUGCUGUUGAUAUACAAAUAACUUAUGCCAUUGCCAUGACAACCAAAUUACAUCUAAUUCCAGUGGCUUAAUGUGGUUUCUAUGCAAUGGUUUUAAGGGUGAAGUAGUAUAUUGUGACUAGUUACAAGGACAGCCAGUGGUCUGAUGUGUCCAAGACCCUGAGACAGCUUCCAAAAAUGGAGUUUGAAAUGGCUGUUGAUAUAUAAAUGGACAUAGCUUAUUUCAUAUCCGUCUGGGAUAUAUGAUUUGGUGUCUAGACCAUGGUUUCAAUGGUCAAGUAAUACACUAUGACAAGUUACACGGACAGUCAGUUGUCCAGUAUAUUUAAAAAAAUCCAAGAUGGCUUUGAAAAUAGAGUCUAAAAUUGUUGUUGAUGCAUUAAAAAAACGUAGAUUGUUUAAUAGCCUGGAAUAAGUUUAUGCCAUGGUGAAAUGUGUCAAACUAUACAUUAGGACAAGUUACAAGAACACUCAGUGGUCAAGUAUGUCAAAAAUCCAAGGUGGCUUCAAAAAAUGGAUUAUAGAAUAGCCCUGUUACUAAAGAAUUGACAUAUUUCGUGUAAUAUCUGCCAAGGGCAUAUUAUUUUGAUAUCUAAACCAUGGUUUUAAAAGUCAGUAAAUACAUCAUGACAUGGAACAAGUUACAAGGACAGUGAGUAAUCCAAUAUGUCUAAACAUCUAAGAUGGCUUCAAACAAUCGGGGUUUAAUUGGAGUCUGUUGCUUAAAAAUUGACAAAGUUCAUUGAAAGUCAACCAAGGAAAAAUGAUUUUGGUGUUCAAACUUUGGUUUAAGGUUUCGAAAAAUACGUUUAGACUUGUUACAAUGAUAUCCAGUUGUCCAAAUUGCCUAAAAAUCCAAGAGGGUGAUCAAAAUGGAAUCUAAAAUGACUUCUAUCACUCAAAAAUUAUCAGAGUUCAUACAACCUGUGAGAAACAUCUUUGGUGUCUACACUGUGGUAUGAAGGGUCCACUAUUACAUUAGGACAAGUAACAAGGAUGGUUAGUUUUCAAUUUUGUCCAAAAUCCAAGGUAGAUUCUCACAAGUGGAUAUCAUAUCCACUUCAACGUAACAGUCGUCAUUUUUUAACCCAUUCAUUGAUGCCAUCUUGGAUUUUCAGGCAAAAUGGACAUCUAUACAUCAUUGUAACCAGUCCCAACGUAUCAUUUGAUCCUUGAAAUUCUAAUGUAGACACCAAAAUAACAUCCCCAGGAGUAUUUUUUAAUGUACUAUGUCCACUUUUAAGUAACAUUAAAACCCCCAUUUUUCAAACAAUCUUUGAAUUUUUGGACACAAUAUUAACACCUGACUGUCCAUUCAACUUGACACAAUGUACAGUAUUAGUUGACCCCUGAAACACUAGUGUAGACACCAAAAUCAUACCCCCAAUGUGCAUUAUUAAUGAAUUAUAUGUCCAUUUCGAAGUAACAACAAUCAAUUUAGACCCCAUUUUGGAGGCCAUCUUGGAUUUUUUAACAUACCAGUCCAUUGGUUGUCCUUGUAACUUGUUCUAAUGCAUUAAACCAUGGUUUUAUGAUGAUGGUUUAGACAUCAAAAUCAUAUUCCCCAGACAGAUAUUGAACAAAAUAUGUCCUAAUUUAUUAUUUCACUUUUGAAACUAUGGUUUAGACACCAAAAUCAUAUCUCACAGGUGAAUAUAAAAGGAGUUAUUCCACUUUUAAGUAUCAGCAGCCAUUUUAGAAUAGUUUUUGGAAGCCAUAUUGGAUUUUCGAAUACACCUGACUGUCAUUGUAACUUGUACUAAUAUUGUUAGACUCUUGAAACCAAUGAUUUACUCUUGAAACCAAUGAUUUAGACACCAAAAUAUUAUCCUCCAGGCCAAUAUGAAAUGAGCUAUGUCCGCUUUAGGUAUAAGCAACCAUUUUAGAUUCAAGUUUUUGAAGCCAUCUUGGAUUUUUGGACAUUCCAGACCACUGGCUUUCCCUGUAACUUGGUCCAAUGUACUACUUGAUCCUUAAAACCAAUGAAUAGAAACCAAAUUAAAGCCAUUUUAUCAAGUAAUGGAUGAAUUGUGAAUUUUUAGCCUAUGGCACCCACUGAGGGCACCAUCCUGGAAUACCCUUGCUUAAAUUAUUUUUAACCUUUCAACCAGUAAAGGUAUUUUUUAUUUUAUUUGACGAGUCUACUUUUCAUGUAAAAUAACCAGUGAAUAGAUUACACUUGGCGUUGAAUAGAUUCAUAUGUUACUUUAAAAAUUAUCACAGUAUUACAAAAUUUUCUUCUUCAAAAUCAGCAGUGCAAUUUUGAGGGGGCCAGAUAUGACAUAUCAAGCAAAAUUUACUUUAAAAUGUUCUCACCGAGCCAGCGACAGAGCAAAAAUUUCCAAAUUUUUCCUUUUUGGUAUAUUAUUCGUAAAAUAAUCAUAUUUUAUCCAUCUCUCUUUCACUUUCUCUGUAUUCUUUCUUGAUAAUGAUUUUUUUUUCUUUUUUGGGAGGGGGGGGGGGGGGACGGGUUGCAAAUUCCCGGGAAUUUUCUUGAUGGAAACUUUCCAUGGGAAUAAACGUGACUUUUGUGGGAAUUUUUUUUUAAUUUUCGGCAAUUUUCAUGAAUUUUUAAAGAAAUUAUGGGAAUUUUCACAAAGUAACGAUUUUCUGACAUUUGUAUGCAGGAAUUAAAAGGUGUAUCCUGGCAGAUGAUGCCUAAUAGUGCUUUGCUAUCAUAUUUCAAGCCAAGUAUGCUAAAACAGUCGAACAAGGAAGGAUUUCAUGAUUUCAUGAUCUCCAUGUAAAAGUUGAUUUACUGUAUUUACCUUGAUUAGGAUAUCAAGACCAUGUCUACUCCUCAAAUAGACUUAAGAUUUUGAUUCAUCAACCCCUAUAAUCCCCUUAGAUAUUGAUAUGAUGAACAGCUUUAAAACACGCUUUCUUCAAAAUGGCCGCCUGCGAAUACUUUGAACGUAAUUGUCCAGCAUCAAAAUUAGAGUUUCGGGAAUUUAGUUGAGCCCAAAAAAGUCUGAUGUGAUUUUUGUAGGUCUUAUUUCGAUGCCAUGUAUAAUGAAAUAAGAUGGUGCUUAUCAUGUAGCAUAUUUAUGUUCAGCAACCUCCUAUAAGGGAAAAGGAAAUAAAUACACAUAUUUUUAUCAAAAUUUGUACUUUUCUGGAGCCAUUUGUAACAUUGAUAUUCAUCAUUAUGUUCAAGCAUUACCAAAACAAAAGUAAUUUUUGUCAUCCUAAUGAAAUCAUGCAUAACACUUAAUGUAACUUUUGUUCAAAAUUAAAAGAGUAGGUCAAACCUUACGCAUAUUCAGUUAAUUUUAUUGUAUUUUCCUUCGGUCCAUUAUCUUGUCAGCUAUGUUUUUUUGUAAAUGAAAUGUUAUGUUAUUGCCAUUUCAACGCCUUAAAAUGUUAUUUAUACAUUUAACAACAAACAUGUACGUGUAUGUUUGACACCCUAACCUUAGUGGAAAUGAAUGAAAAAUAAGAUUCUACUAGGUAUUUUUUUUAUCAAAGAUGGUAUUUUCUGGGGGAAAACGAUCCGUUACACAUUUGCAAAAAAAUGAUAUUAAAUUCAACCAUUACCAAGGCAGCAUCAGUUUUUAUCAUGCUAUUGUACUCAUGCAGAACACUUACUGUAAUUUUUGUUCAAAACUUAAAGGAGAAUGAAACCUUUAGAACAAGAUAGCUUGUGUGAAAACAGAAAAAUCUAAGAAACAGAUCAAUGAAAGUUUGAGAAAAAUCGGACAAAUAAUGAGAAAGUUAUGAGCUUUUGAAUAUUGCGAUCACUAAUGCUAUGGAGAUCCUCACAUUGGCAAUGCGACAAAGAUGUGUGAUGUCACUCUUGAACAACUCUCCCCAUUACUUUAGUAUAUAUUUCACUUAAAUUGCCUCUUUUAUUACAUCUAUCAGUAGAACAUGUAUUCUUUCUAUAGGAGGGCAUGUAAUACAGAUUUUUAUAGAAUACAUCAUGGAUAAAGAGUUUGUAUCACCAUACGAAAAAGCAAAAAGACACAUUUUCAGGGUCCAUCAAAGGGAAAGUUGUUCAUGUGUGACAUCACACAUCCUUGUAGCGUUGCCAAUGGGAGGAUCUCCAUAGCAUUAGAGAUUGCAAUAUUCAAAUGCUCAUAACUUUCUUAUUAUUUGUCUGAUUUUUCUCAAACUUUCUUUGUUCUUAUUCUUUGAUUUUUCUGUUUCGACACAAGCCUACUUGUUCCAAAGGUUUCAUUCCCCUUUAAUGACUGGUCAAACAUUAUGUAGCUUUUAAAAGUAAACCUUUAUUUUACAUCCCACCUGACCAUUAUCAUUUCAACAGUAAUCUUUUUUGGUAUUUAUAAAUUACAUCUUGAUUGGUUGCCAAGGCAAUGGCUGAAGAUGUUAUCUACAUAUUAACCGCAAACAUAUAUUUUCUAACACCCUUAACUUAAGGGAAAUGAAAGAAAAAUCAGAUUUUAUCAUGUUUUUAUUUAUCAAAGCUGCUGAUACUUUUCUGGGGGAAAUGAGCUGUUGCCAUGGCAACAGAACAUUUGAAUUAUUAAUAUUUAUCAUUUAAUUCAAGAAUUACCAAGGCAACAUCAAUUUAUUAUUCUAAUGAACUCAUACAGAAUACUUAGUGAAUUUUUUGUUUAAAAUUAAAUGACUAGCCAAACCUUUCGCAUAUUGAGUUAUAUUUGUAUUUUCCACCUGUCCAUGAUCUUGUCAUCCAAAUUAUUAUUUUUUUGUGAAUUAGAUAUUAUUUGGUUGCCAUGGCAAUAGCUUUAGAUUUUAUUUAAACAAUUUGCAUCAAACAUAUCUAUGUUUAACACACUAAGAUUGGGGGAAAUGCAAGAAAAAACAGAUUCUAUAGUCCUUUUUUAAUAAAAACUGGUACUAAAUGAUCCGUUGCUAUGGCAACAGGCAAUUUGCAACAUUGAUAUUUAUCGUUGAAUUCAAGUAUUACCAAGGCAACGUCAAUCUGUAUCAUUCCAAUUAGUUCAUGCAGAACACUCUCUGUAUUAUUUCCCCUAAAUUAAUUGAGUAGGUCAAACCUUAUGCAUUUACAUAAGUUAAUUUUCAUUGUACUUUUCACCUAUCCAUAACCUUGUCAUCCCUGCUGUUGUUUUUUAAAUUAGAUGUUAUCUGGUUGCCAUGGCAAUGGCUUAAGAUGUUAUAUUUAUAAAUGUAGUCACAAUCAUAUUUUGAUUAGUUCCUUAAAAAUAUUGAAAAUGGAAUGAUAAUCAUACAUGUAUUCUAUAAUUUUAUCAAUAUUUUUACCUUUCUAGAGGGAAAUAAACUGUUGCCAUGGCAACGGGAUCUUUGCAACAUUCGUUUUUUUUAUUUAAUUCAAGCAUUACCAAGGCAACAUAAUGUUUUAUCUUUAUAAAGAACUCCUGCAGAACACAUUCUGUAUUUUUUUGUUCAAAUGAGGGGGUCAAAACUUAAGCAUACAGAUUAAGUCAUUUCCAGUUGUAUUUUCCACCUGUCCAUUGUCUAGUUUACCAUGUUAUUUUUGUAAAUUAGAUGUUAUUUGGUUGCCAUGGCAAUGGCUUGAGAUGUAGUUUAUACAUUGAGCAACCAAAAUAUCGUUGUUUAACACUGUAAAAUUAGGGGAAAUUAAAGAUAAAUCCUAUUCUACAACGUUUUUUUAAUCAGUUUUUUAUUUUUCUGGGGAAAAACAAGCCGUUGCCAUGGCAACGGACAAAUUGGAACUAUCUUGUUAAUUUUGAAUGUUUCUAAAUUUUAUAUAUAUUCAAUUGGGAACUUGAAAAUUAUCAUUUUGGUCAUCUAUGUCAUGUUUAUUUACCAUUUACAUGGGAAUGUAUGUCAUUUUUGAGAAAUUAAUCCGUUGCCAUGGCAACGGCCGAAAAUGGCAUUUUAAAAUUUACCUCCCACCUUUAAAAUAAAUCUUACGGCAUAUACUAAUACUUGUGAAAGUUUCAUGCUUUAGUCAAAAUUUGCACAAUUGUUGUGAUUUUUGGAGCUAAUCCGCUCUACUAAGAAGAGAUUUGUUGCAAAAAGGGUUAGGUCUACUCCAAGAUUUUUUUUUCUCACAUAUUGCAAUAUUCUUAUGCGAAACUGAAUUUUCAUGAUACCUUACCAUGAGAACAUUAAAUUGUGUAUAAAAGAAAUCUACCUGUCUUCAUAUUUUUUAACAUAAUAAGAUUAAAAGUGUUGUUAAAUGUGGCUAAAUUAGAUAUAGGUCUAUGUGUAGCUCAAAUUUGAAUUUCAACGAUGCUCUUAGUUUUUUUCCAUAAAAAACACUUGCAUUUAAUGUAUUUAUAUUAUUGUCACAGUAGCGUUUCAAUGUAUAGAUUUAAAUGCCAUCAUUUUGGGAUCCAGGUAUGAUUUAUAUUGCAUCUUUCGCGAAGGGUUUUGCAUUUCGUUUACAAAGGUGUUAAGGGCAAUACUAUAUUCUUUCUUUUCACCCGACAAUGCUGACUGUGUUGGCAAUUUAAUUACUGUUUACUUUCUUUUGUUUUUCUUCUUUUCAAAUUUACUACAUUUCACAGGGGCGGAUCCAGGAUUUCCAAAUGGGAUGAGGGGGUGGGCAUUUGUACAAGAAACCUCUAGGAAAAAGUUGACAAGCAAAAAUAAGGUUCCCUAAUUCUCUUUGCAUGGCACAAAAAAAAACACCUCCCAAAAGACGAUCCGCCACUGACAUGUCCCUGGCAAAUUUUCCGCUUUACUCAUUUUCAUGGGUGAGACUCUGUAUGUCAAGCAUGGCGGUUUUAGGAGGGGGUGUCUCUAUGCCAUCAUAGUCCGGUAUCAUUCUUAUAUAUAUAACACUAUUUAAAAUAUUACUGACAGGUAAAGUAGGGCCAUACAAUGAUAUCACCGAACUUAGUCAAACAUUUUUUUAGUAAAUUGUCUUUUAAAAUCUUAAAUUAAAUGCACAUGUAUAUAUAGCAUGUUUGCUUAAACAAGAAUUCGUUUGACUAAACAGCUGCCACGCCAUGCCAUUUCUGUUUCUUAAUUUCAUAAUUUCAUAAUUCUCAUGCGCCUAUACUUAACAAAUAAAUAACACAUUUGAAAAAUAUGUUGCAAAUAAAAUGAAUUUACAUGUUAAAAUUUACUUUGAAUGCCCAUUUCUUAAAUUGAUUGCUCUUUAAAAAAAUCAUGUAAUUCAUUUAAAGAAUGUUUUACAGAGAUAAUGAACCCACGUUCGAAAAAAUGGUAAUGCUUGCGAAUUCAUUAAAUUGCAUGAUAACUAUUUACAUUACAAUGACAAAUAACCGAGGCGACCAUAGUGGGAAAACCUUUACAAUGAGGGGAUAAAGCAGAGGAGUAUACGGAGAAGGAAAACAAUUAAAGAAGUACAAAAUUGAGGAAAUAGAUAGACAGAAAAGACAGAAAGAAAGAGAGAAGAAAAAAAUUAUGAGAGGAGAAACAGUGUUACGAAUAUGAGUUGCGUUACAAAAUAAUGUCAAACUGCUACAUGACAUAAUAAGAUAUAACGACAUAAACAUUAUCAUGUGUAAUACAAAAACAUACAUAUACAUAAUUGUAAUUUGUGAUACAAUUGUCAUGUGCAUUUCACUCGCUGCGCUUGCAUGUAAACAGACGUUCCCUUUUAAGGUUUACACAAGUAAACGACCAAUGUGUGAAGGGUAAGGGCAGAUUUUAAAGGAAUUAUGUUCAUAUCAUUUCUGUUCAUGCGCGUUAUUCCCAAUAUAGUUUGAUUUGUUGUUAAAGACAUUAUCACUGUGGAAAAGAUGGACGGGCGCUUGGCUGGGGCAGACAAACACGACAUGAACAAGUAAUACAAGGGAUACAAGAGAUGAAAUAAAACAUAAUGGAACAUUCUAUCAUAAUGUCAUAUUUUCAGGUGUAAAUGUCAACACUUUCGUUUGCUCGCGACUUAUCAGAAAUUAUGCCGGGUUUUUUACUCUAAAUAUGUCGUUUAUACACGAGUGUACUCCCCUUUUGAGAGUCACUGCCAAUCUCUUUAAAGGAAGUAUGUCGUUCAUACCCAAGUAAAGACCUUUAUCUUUUUUUUAUCUUUUUUUUUGCUUGCUUGUCAAAUUUUAAACGGGAAAAAAUGAUAAUGCAUUAAUAAAAAAAAUCAUGUGAAUUUUGAUAUAAUACGCAUACAACGUUUCUAAUUCUAUUCCAAAACACUGUUCAAAAACGCACUUCGAAUGAACUUUAUCGCUGUGGAUAAUACAGUGAAUAGUUCAAUGUUCUUUGCUCGCGAUGAACAAAAAAAUGUUAUUUUAAAUCGUUUGUUUAUCAGGGUUUUUUAAGGAAAAGGAAAGACAACAAAAUAAUUACCCGUCCCUGGACAUUUACUAUUAGAAAGUCAAUAUCUUAACGGUAUAUUUUCAAAAUAAAAUAAGAUGCUUGUGCUAAAGCUUAAUUGUCGGAAUAUAACGGAAAAGACGCUCACAAACUUUUCACAAGGCACCUAAUUACCCAAAUAAAAAGUAUGCAAUGUUAAUAUUUAACUCUCAUUUAAUGGUAUUCAAGAAGGCCAUCAGUACAUCUAUGACCGACUUUCUGGUUACAAGGCGAAGGCAAAAGGUCAAUCGGGGGUCAUUUCAAUUAAAAUAUUUAAAAAAAGAUUAAGGAUUUCAUUUAUUUUUUAGACCAAUUAAUGAAAUUAUCAAUCAGGAUAAACAUGCAUAUAACGGUUAUAAGAUAUCAGAAAUGCGAUGAGAAUAGAUGAUAAUAAUUUAAUGUUAUGGUAAAAGGUCAUAGCUCAUGUCAGAUCAGUGAACGUGGAUAAGUAUUAAUAUUCUGUUAAUAACCUGAAACCAAGACCACACUCAAUAAACGAUUCUACGGGCACAGAUCCACCGUCAACACAGCAAAGCUGGACACUCCAGUUGGCCGCCAUUUUAACCUCCCCAACCACUCCAUCACUGACAUGAUUCUACAGGGCAUCGAAUCUUUAGGUACCCGUCCUGACUCAGUCCGUACUAGCAGAGAGAAGCUCUGUGUUAGAGAUUCAACCUUCCCCCUCAAGUGUAUUCUUAAUCCUUUGUAUUAUGUAAUGCACAAUAGUGCUCUGGAGUGAAUAUUGAGUAGUUAGGCUCAGUGGUUAGGCUCCAUCGCACUUAAUUGUAAUUAACAUACUCAGCAUUUUUGAACUGGGUGGGUUGCCUGUUUUAGCAGGAGUACCUCACUAUCUGCACAGCUUUCACACAGGCAGGACCUAUUGGUCCUUGGGUCCAGUUGGGUGAUUGGAAAUGGAGAGUUAGAGUUUUAAGCCAAACACUUGCGCUGCAAUAAAACUAUAUUCCAGAGUCAAGAUUCACUAAACCAACAUGGAGGCCUGUUCCUGAUUUCCUGCAUUUAGUCAUCCCAGUCAAACUAUGGGUUCUUCUUCAUCUACCUGGGAGUUCACCCAGUGGUUCUUCAGAAGUAAAGAAGUCUGGCAGCUCAUUUUCAGCCAUUGACCAGACCAGUCAAGAGUAGGAGUAAAGGUUUAUUAGAGGGCACCCACCAAGAACGGACAGCACCCUCGCUGACAAGAUCUGAUGAUGGUCGUUUAUCAUCGCUCGUUUUACUCAUUCGUUACUCCUCAUGAAUUUUUAGCAGGAAGCAACAGUUGAUUAAAGUGGGUUAUUUUAUUUAUACCCUCCAGAGACUUAAAGCAUUGUUUUGUAACCAUAUAUAUACUAUUGUGUAACUUCCUUCGAGUUGAAUAUAUUUUUGUUAUUAUUGUUUAUCUUCUGUUUAUUCUGGUCCACCAAAACCAGAAGAUUGAAUUUAAAUGUUGGAAGUUGAAGCCGGAAAACGAGUAAUAAAACUAAACAUAUUUUAUUUGUUGAACUAAAUAAUAAUUGUCUUCCAUGGUCAUUUAUUUAGUUUUACAGUAGUGAGUUGAGAGAGUCACCAUUCGACACAAGUUAUGUCCAUUUGAAUUUAUUCAGGUGUGACAUUUUUGGGGGCUUGUCCGGGAGUCGAACCCGGGACCUCUCGCAGAAUUAG